CCGGUAGCUUGCCCGGUUUUAUCAGGUGGUGUAUCAGGUUUGGAGCCUGCGGCGCUUAGUUAAUACAGAUUCUGACAAUCAGAUAGGUACCUGUACUCGUAACAUUAUCUUAAAAAGAAGUACCAGCACGUGCAAGCUUGUUAGACUGAAUCAGUUCAUUGAGUUAUCGCACUGUCUCACUGUGCGCACUGACAGAUUAUGUGUAAGACAUGUUCAGAUAUCGGCGUGCCUGUAGGUGGUACCGCAUGUAAACAUGUUUGUUUAAACUUUUUCCAAUUCACUGAUAUUGUGUUGUGAUUUUCGAGUAUUCAAUAUUUGAUUGUGCACCAAUGACUGGAUAAAAACAUUUUUUGCUUUAGAAUUGCUGGACUCCUCGUUGCCGUGGGGUGGUUUAUGUAAGCGCUGGUCGUGGUUUGUCAUAUAAUAGGACGUCUUAUUGGCUCUCUUCUCCCUGGGAUAAAUUCCUUCUUUCUGGCUGUUGUCGACUGUUGUAAAGUAAUAAUAUUUAAAGACGAGUGAAAACAAAUGCGAUUCAUAUUAUCAUGGAUCUCACAAAAGAGCAAAUAAUAGAAGUAUUAAGACAUGCAGAUGCUGUUUGCCUUGAUGUAGACAGUACAUUAUGUCCCGAUGAAGGCAUAGAUGAACUUGCAAAAUUUCAUGGUGUUGGCGAUGAAGUUAUAGAACUUACUAACAAAGCAAUGGGCGGUUCUAUGACUUUUCAAGAAGCUCUAAGAGAAAGAAUAAAAAUCAUAAAUCCCACUUAUAUAAGAUUGAAAACAUUUUUACAACAAAGAACACCAAUUGCCACGCCCGGAGCAAAGGAACUCAUCGAUAAACUUCGAGAGCGUGGAUGCUACAUUUAUCUCAUUUCGGGAGGAUUCACGGAAAUUAUAAACCCCACCGCAAAAAUGAUUGGAAUUCCAAGAGAAGACAUACUUGCUAACAAGUUCUUGUAUUAUUACACUGGACAAUGUGUCAGCGCUGACGAAAGUUUACCAACCUGUAGAUCAGGAGGAAAAGCUAAAGCAAUUGAAGAAUUACGUAAAAAGCAUGGCUAUAAAAAGAUUGUUAUGAUUGGUGAUGGAGCAACCGACCUAGAAGCUUGUCCACCAGCAGACGCUUUUAUUGGUUUUGGUGCCAAUGUCGUAAGAGAAGUUGUGAAAGAAAAAGCAAAUUGGUUUGUGUAUUCAUUCCAAGAGAUUUUAGAUGAAUUGAAGGAUUGAAAUACUUUUAUGGUGAUCGGGUGAUAUUAAAUAACUUCUAACACUUAUGGGCAGUCACGCUCAACCUACGCUCGACAGUUUAGUGCUGAUGCGAUAGCAAAAUGUAUAAAAACUGUGGUCUUGACUUCCACGGAAAUAUGGGACCAAGACCAUUUCUAUACGAAUAGACAGAUAGACUUCAACCUAACUUGGAAGGAAAAGAGGAAUCUAAAAAUGGUGGUAUCUGCUUUUUCUUUUUAAGACCAAGUUAUCUCAAUCUUCCAUAAGAUAUUCACCAAUGCAGUAGCAGUUUUAUUUUUAUAGGAUAAAUAGUGUUCAAAAAUUUUGCUGCUUCCGCUUGUGAUAAUGGGCUGAUUUAAAGCAAUUCUAAUUUGUCAUAAUCUGGUGUAACGUUGAUAUUCUGGCGUAUAUAUAUUGAAACACCGGUUUUAAACAGUCGGAUGUCCAAAAUGAGUACAAAUUUAUUAUACAGUAUAUUAUCUAUAUUUUUCUGGGUUAAUUUUAAAUUGCUAAAAUCUGUCGCACCGCAAAUGGGGGGAGUAACAAUUUUUGUUUGAACAUAGUCAACAUAGCUAUUUUAACUUUGUUUUAAAGGGCAUAUGUGAAAACAUUUCACUAUUUAAAAGCGUUGUUUUAUUUACGUACGGCUUUCUCAUUUUAAGCUCAAUAUAAGUGAUUUAUUUUUACUUGAAUUUGUUCGGUAUUAAAAUCAUAUAUAUAUAUAUACAUAAAGUGUGUGAGUGUCUUAUAUUCAAGUUUCCUCUAUUUGUUUUACAAACCCAACGACAGCAGGUUUUUAUCAAUGCAGACAAAUAUGGAAAAUUCAUCUCCUUUUGUUGUGUUUACAGUACAAAUUCAUUGUCUUAAUUAUAUUUUCUGGGGUAGUUUAAAUUGCUAAAAUCGGUCGCACAUGAAACGAGGGAGUGGCCAUUUUUGUUUGGGUAUAGUUGAUAUGGCUAUUUCAACAUUGUUUUAGAAGGCAUAUGUAAAAAAACAUUUUACAACCAUCCUUUUCAGUAUUCAAAAGCUUAAAAACUUUGAAAGAACUAGAAACUUUGUGGUUUGGCAUAAUACCAAAUUUGCUACACCCUGAGUGAGGUGGUGGAAAUGUGUUUUGAGCAUUCACUCAUGGAUAUGAUAUCAAUGUAGAAUUGGCAAUAUAUUGCGCAAUUUUUUUAUUGUGUCGUCAACACUACAUUCAAUAUUGACACGAAUGUAAUAUUGUCGAUGGCGCUACAGUUCUUUUCAUACUUGUUUAACUCAAUGUAAUUUACCUUGGCUUUGUAUUACAAUGAUGUCUUGGGCAAUACAAUACUAUUGUCAAUAGCACUAUAGUUGUUUUUAUUACAUUUACACACAAAGACAUUUUGCUUUUAUGAGUCUGUGUGCCUUUGUAUUUUUGUGUAUUCACUUUCAACAGUCACUCUAGAGUAGACAAUGCUUAUUUAUUUUAAGGAAGAUAACAAUUCAAAAUUUGAAAGAGUGAAUUCUCUUCAAAGAAAAUUAAUUUUGAUAAUAGUCAAUAUUCCACCUGUCCGCCUAUAACAUCAUUUUUUAUUCUCAUAAAAGGGUUUCUCUCUUUCAUAUUGCAUCAUUUCAGUGUUGUUAAUUAUUAAACCAUAUUGUGAUUUCAGAAUAAAAUUCUUUUCUCUGUAA
Messenger RNA from Styela clava, 2879 nucleotides. Its product is annotated as phosphoserine phosphatase-like. Lineage: Eukaryota; Metazoa; Chordata; Ascidiacea; Stolidobranchia; Styelidae. The record is from RefSeq and is a predicted model, not a curated record. Gene Ontology annotation, biological process: L-serine biosynthetic process; dephosphorylation. Gene Ontology annotation, molecular function: L-phosphoserine phosphatase activity; magnesium ion binding. Gene Ontology annotation, cellular component: cytoplasm.